AUGUCGGUCUUAUCGAGUGCCUUUAGCAACCUCCUAGGGGCCUCCACAACCUCAGCUGCUGGGAAGGUUGAGCUGCCCACAUCGGAAUCUGAGCCUUUGAAGGGCGACGGUCUUGCCGCGGAGAAAUGUGAGUUCAGAAUAGAGGGGAUGACUUGCGGUGCUUGCGUCGAGUCGAUAGAGGGCAUGCUUCGGACACAACCAGGAAUAUACUCCAUCAAAGUGGCCUUACUAGCAGAGCGCGGUGUCGUCGAAUUCGACCCAAACGUAUGGGACCCAGACAAACUUAUCAACGAAAUAUCUGACAUUGGCUUUGAUGCGACCCUGAUCCCCCCUGCGCGUUCCGACGUGGUGACGCUCAGGGUAUACGGUAUGACUUGCUCUUCAUGCACAUCCACGGUGGAAACGCAGCUCGGCGCCAUGCCGGGGAUCAAUAGCGUCGUUGUCGCUCUGGCCACGGAGACAUGCAAAGUCGAAUUCGACCGCAGCGUCAUCGGGCCGCGCGAAAUGGUAGAACGUAUUGAAGAAAUGGGCUUUGAUGCCAUGCUGUCCGACCAGGAGGAUGCAACGCAGCUGCGCUCCCUGGCACGGACAAAGGAAAUCCAAGAGUGGCAACGUCGCUUCCAGUGGAGUCUCGGUUUCGCAAUGCCUGUGUUCUUCAUCAGCAAAAUUGCGCCCCACAUAGGUGGGUUAUGCAUGCUCGUGGACGUGUGCUUGAUCCCCGGGCUAUACCUCGGCGAUCUGCUGGUGCUGCUUUUGACGACGCCUACGCAGUUCUGGAUUGGCGAGAAGUUUUAUCGAAAUGCGUACAAGGCGCUGCGACACGGCAGUGCAACGAUGGACGUGCUGGUCACGCUGGGCACUUCAGCUGCAUACUUUUAUUCCCUGGCCGCGAUGGUCGUCGCCAUUCUCAGCGGCGAUGAGGACCACCGCCCGUUCGUGUUCUUUGACACGAGCACGAUGCUGAUCAUGUUCGUCUCCCUCGGCCGCUAUCUGGAGAACCGCGCCAAGGGCCGCACGAGCGCGGCGCUGACCGAUUUAAUGGCGCUCGCGCCGUCGAUGGCAACAAUCUACACGGAUGCGCCGGCGUGCACGCAGGAGAAGAAGAUCGCGACGGAGCUCGUCCAGGUCGGCGACACGGUAAAGCUCGUGCCGGGUGACAAGGUGCCCGCGGACGGGACGGUUGUGAAAGGGACCUCGAGCAUCGACGAGAGUGCAGUGACCGGCGAGCCGGUGCCAGUGUUGAAGCAGGUCGGGGACAGUGUGAUCGGGGGUACGGUGAACGGGCUCGGGACAUUCGACAUGGUCGUGACGCGCGCAGGCAAAGACACGGCACUCGCGCAGAUCGUGCGGCUUGUGGAGGAGGCGCAAACGUCCAAGGCGCCAAUCCAGGCGUUUGCGGACAGAGUCGCGGGGUACUUUGUGCCGGGUGUGAUCUCACUGGCGAUCAUCACAUUUUCGGCGUGGAUGGUGAUCUCGCAUGUGCUCAGGGAGACGAUCUUGCCGGAGAUGUUCCGCGCCCCGGGGGCGAGCAAGUUGGCGGUGUGUCUGCAGCUGUGUAUUUCGGUGGUCGUCGUUGCAUGUCCCUGUGCGCUCGGACUCAGCACGCCAACAGCAAUCAUGGUCGGGACUGGCGUUGGUGCGAAGAACGGCAUCCUCAUCAAGGGCGGUCGUGCGCUGGAGGCGAGUAGGUCAAUCAAGCGGAUUGUCCUAGACAAGACCGGUACGGUGACGGAGGGCAAGCUCACGGUGGUCGGAUCCGCAUGGAACGACGCGAAUGCCACAGACGAGGGUUCCCUGGCAGACGAAUGUGUAGAUGGGCUCACGCGCGCUGAGGUGAUUGGGAUGGUUGCUGCGACGGAGGCACGCUCCGAGCAUCCUCUGGCCAUGGCAGUCGCGGUGUAUGGCAAGGAUCUUUUGCGGCAGUCGAUCAUAGGUGCCCCGGAGAUGACCAUCAACUCGUUCGAAGGCGUACCAGGUGCCGGAGUGAAAGCGACUCUGACCCUUUCAGAGAAGAAGCGCCGGUAUAUUAUCUACGUCGGCAACGCGCGUUUUGUCGCUCAAUCUGACGAUGUCGAACUUCCUGCCGCGCUUUCUGUAUUCGACACAGACGGAGGAGCGCGGGGCCUCACGACGAUCUUUGUCUCGAUUGGGAGCUCUCCUGUCUCUAGACCUUCCCCCGUUCUGGCUCUUGCGCUUAUGGACUCCCCGAGACGCUCGUCUGAGCAUGCGAUCAGGGCCCUGCAGCACAUGGGCAUCGAGGUGAACAUGAUGACCGGCGAUGCGCAGGGCACCGCUCUGGCCGUCGCGAGAGAGGUCGGGAUUAAGCCGGAGGGCGUCUGGGCAAGCAUGAGUCCGAAAGGCAAGGCGGCGGUAGUCACGGAGCUCAUGGAGAAGGAUGGCGGGGGCGUAGCUAUGGUUGGUGACGGUAUCAACGACUCUCCUUCGUUAGUCGCGGCCUCUGUCGGCAUUGCGUUAUCCUCUGGAACCUCAGUCGCUAUCGAAGCGGCCGACAUUGUACUGAUGCGCUCGGAUCUCCUCGAUGUCGUCGCCGCGCUGCACCUCUCCCGCGCCAUCUUUGCGACCAUCCGGCGCAAUCUCAUUUGGGCGUGCAUAUACAAUAUGCUCGGCAUCCCGCUCGCGAUGGGCUUCUUCCUGCCGUGGGGUAUACGCUUGCACCCCAUGAUGGCAGGUGCGGCAAUGGCGUUCUCGUCCGUGAGCGUCGUGACGUCCUCGCUAAUGCUGAAAUGGUGGACACGGCCGGCAUCGAGCGUCAUGCCUGGCGAGAUUAUACCCCGGGAGUCGGUCUGGGACAGUCUGGGGGGUGUCCUGCGCAAUACGUGGGAUAGCGUCAGGAGUCUUGUGAGUGGCCGGCGGAACAGUGCUGGAUACAGCCAGCUGCCUGUGGAGAUGUCCGAGACUGUCUAA
Molecule: messenger RNA, 2925 nt
Organism: Fibroporia radiculosa
Lineage: Eukaryota; Fungi; Basidiomycota; Agaricomycetes; Polyporales; Fibroporiaceae
Exons: 4
Coding region: 1-2925 (974 amino acids)
Biological process (GO): copper ion homeostasis; monoatomic cation transport
Cellular component (GO): membrane
Molecular function (GO): ATP binding; ATP hydrolysis activity; copper ion binding
Source: RefSeq, a predicted model, not a curated record